This is a messenger RNA of Letharia columbiana, 2622 nucleotides long. RefSeq lists its product as uncharacterized. The transcript has 4 exons. The record is from RefSeq and is a predicted model, not a curated record. NCBI's taxonomy places the organism in Eukaryota, Fungi, Ascomycota, Lecanoromycetes, Lecanorales, Parmeliaceae. Bases 1 to 2622 code for a protein of 873 amino acids.
AUGGCUGCUUCAGCUGAGAACGAGCCAAGGCGCGAUUUGCGGCUCUUAAAAAAUGCAAGGUACCUUUUUGGCCGGUAUCUGAAGUUCUUCCUACCUGUAUCUGCAUCAUGUGCCAAACUUGCCCAUACACUGUCGAGCUUGCAGAAUGGCAUAUAUCGAUUCAACAGCAGAUACAACACGGGCAAUGAGCCCCUAUCAGUGUACUCUCAACUGACUGUUGGACUCUCUGACACUUUGGUCGCCCUCCGGCGUGAUCUGAUCUCCUGCGCUCGUCAGUAUGAGUCAGACACGCUGGACACCGGUGACUGGUCGUUUGAGCUCGACGAUGCGUCGAUGGAGCGACUUCAGACACGGCUCAAUCCUAUUACAAUGGGCGUAGAGAUCAUCAAUGAAGCAAUGGAAAUGGCACUGAACGAGAGUUCUGGGAUAAGACCAUCAGAAACGGUCGAAGAGAUAUACAAGCGUAUCGACGAAGCCAAGAACAGUUCAGCGCGAUUGCAAAAGCUUGUGAACAGCUUCCUUCAUGGCAUCACGGUACAAACCAAGCUGGAGACUACAGAUGGCCGUGACUUGCAUACCUUCACCUCCGCCAACAUCUCUCACCGCGAGGUUGGGCAAAAUGUUGCGGCGAGGCUGAGGCAAAAGACGCAAGAAGCAGUCAGUACCAAGGAGGAGGAUGAAGGGCCAAUGGCAUGGAAGAUCCGACACAGUAUUUACUGGCUCUCGAAGAGUUCUGACGACUUGAGAGAGUGGAGGUCCGAGAAUGGCCUUGCACUCAGCUAUCAUCCAACACCUGUAUCUGACAAAGCAUGGCAUACGGUUGCGACAAUAUUCAUCGACGCCCUCAAGGCUGCAUGGCUGCUUGGCGACUUAGGUGACCUUCGAGCAUACAAAGAGCCCAGCUUUGAGAUCCAAGAGGUGGUCGCGUGUGCUAAGAAUAAGGUCUUGGGCCUUCUCCAAUCCUUCUUCACGGAUAUAUUCACCGUGCCUAACUACGAUCUCAUCAACGAGCUGGGUGAUUUCGACAUGUGUACAGACGACGAGCGAGAGCAGAAAUCUUCUCAUCUCUCCGAUUCAUCCUCGAUCCCCUCGUCGCCUGCUUCGGAGCCAGAAAUCAUGCGCAAUCUCAUCAGUGAGCUAGGAGAUAUCGGCAGAUGUACAGACGACGAGCGAGAGCAGAAACCUUCUCAGGUCUCCGAUUCGUCCUCAAUCCUCUCGUCGCCUGUUUCGGAGCCGGGAGUGAUGCGCAGGCAUUUUACCAAUUCGACUUUUCCUGUGGAGCUGGAAGGUAGCUGUCUGGUAUCACUGACUGAUUUGCACUCUCACCACGUCCCCUCGGAGCUCGGAGCGGUUCCAUCGACGCAAAGGAAAAGCAACUUGUUUCUUUCGAACGCUGGAGGCGUCCAUGCUACCAACAUCUCACCCCUAGCAGAUGGGCUUCAUAUCACAAAUCUCGAGAACGCGUCUGCCGACUAUGAAAGUAUUGACCACAUUUCGGCCCGGCUCCAUGAGAACGAAUUGUCCAACGCAGAGACGGAAUCUCCAAAACCGGUGUGGACUGGAUUCCAACACAACGUUUUCUCGAUAGAAUCCAACCCUCCACACAACACAGCCUUCAUCCCAACCCGCGUCCGCAUCUUCAAGUUCGACUCGCACGUCUCAAGCUAUCUCCACCUCAUCACCUACAGGGAAGCCCUCCCAACCAGCCGAAGCGUCAUCCAACCCUCCACCGCCGCCCUGGUCCCCGUCUACGCCUUCGCCGCCGACCGCUCCGAAGGCUCAGAACUCUACAUCAGCGACUCCGGUCUGCGGCCGAGUCUACGGUACAGAUUCGACUGCAGGGAUCCCGACGGGAACCAUCACCCGUGGGAGCUGUACGGCUUCCAAGGAGCACUGAUGGGUGCGUACUUCGAGGGUGACUACAGCGCUGCGAGCGUCUCUCUGCACCGGUGCGGAUCACACACGACCGAGAGGGAGAUCUUCCCAUGCAUACAAGUGUGGACCGACCUCCCGAGCGCCCACCCGGCUCUUGCAGAUUCGUCGUCGCCCACGAGCCUAUGGACAACGUCGGCAUCGUCGUCACCACCCUCCUCGAUCUCGAGUAAGACUUUCUCCGCACUGACGAGCCGUCUCACGGACAACGUCAACGACUCGAAGAUGUUCAUCUUCUCCCGCAACUUCAUUUACGUCCUCUUCGUCUCCGAUCGCGUCACCUUGCUCCGCCCGAAACAGGGCGGUAUACUCCAGCACGGCCGACACCAGAAGAAGCCCCUCGUGCGCUUCGUCCCCAACAAACACAGCGGGACCUCGGCAAUCCGGGUGCGGACUUUGAAAGGCACGCGGAGCAUGCCCGCGGGGAUACCGUUGGAUCGUCGGGGCAUCAGAUACGGAGAUCAGGAACGGGCGGAGGCGGGAUUCGAGGAUUUCCAGAGCCUGGAGUUUGAGUUUGAUUGUGAGGAUGACGCCGCGACCUUCACCGCCCACUUCAAAGAGUACGUCGCGGAUUGGCGGCGGCGCUGCGCGCCCGUUGAGGGUUUCCGCGAGCUCCAGCGGAGUCGCCGCAUCACCGUCAGCUCGAGGACUACGUUCCAAGGCGGCGAGGGGCGGCAGACGGUUCCGUAG